UCAUAUAUUGAUAAAGUAAUACAUGGUGUAUAUUACAUUUGUACCUUCGGCUUGCUCGAGGAUGAAAAUGAGAGUACAAUCUAAAUUCAGGAUGAACAGUUAAUAAGUAUUGUUUAUCUAUUUAUAGGCAAGGGACGCAGUCCAAACAAAAGUAUAUUUAUAACCCUAGCAUUGUAUAUAUUAUGCUAAUACAAACAUCAUAGAUUAACAUCAUAGAUUAUGCUAAUACAAACAUCAUAGACGAAGCUGUAAUUCUUCAGCGUUUCACAUGUGGUUGCUGCAGCUUCGACACGUAUGCUAAUUGCUUAUAGACGAUUUCUUCGUCUUAAGAGCAUCUCCAAGAGAUCCUUAAAAUCAUAAUCCUAAAUCUUAUUUUAGGGGAAAAAGGUGGAAAAUGUUUCCAACAGUGACCUAUACAGCAACCCUAAAACACCGCACGCGAAAACAAUCCCCUCCACGGCGUAAAGAUCCGCCGCUGCCCGAGCUCCCAAUCGAGGGCUUGUUUCUGUUUCCCGCGUAGUUUCCACACUUUCGCACUAGACCGGUGACCAGCGUUCAAUCGAUUUCGCGCGCGAAAAGUGCUUAGCUAGCGGUAGCCCUCUCCGCAACCGAUGGAUCCAGGGAGUGACGAACUGGCGAUUCACUGACAUCACCUUCAGCUGCGAUUCACUGACAACAAUCACCUAACGCAGGGAAUGAAGCCAACUGCGAUGGUCAUCCCCUGAUGCCGGUAUUCAGGCAAACGACUGCAUACACGUGAGCAACGACGGAGGCUGUUGGGCGAGGCACCUUUGGUCGCGCGAGGAGGAUUCACGUGAGCGAUGGCCUCGUAGAUACAGUUGUGGUGGGCUCUAUUCAUUUUGUUUUUGAAAAUAUAUUGGGAGUUGUUGGAGAUGCUUCACUUUUUUUGUAUUAAAAGAUUUAAGGAGAUCCUAAUUCUCUGGUAUUGGGAGAUUUAAUUUUGGGAUCUCUUGGAGAUGCUCUAAGAGAAGGAGACCCCAACAACCCGAAGUUGAGGCCGUUUCAAACGGCACAGACUCACUCGGCCACCCCCUGGAUCCCGCCACCUAAAUUUAGACAAAGAAACGACAAACCCCGAGAUCUAAGGAAGGAAAAGCAGCGGAGGCCAGAAUUCCUACUAACGCAUCACACCUCCGAUCAGCUCCCCCUUUGCCAGCAUGUGGAUCCGACCCGGACAGCCAAACCCAUACGACGUGCACCACCGCGGCCGUUCUCACCAAGCCGCCAUCGACUUGCUGACGACGACGACGUUCGUCAGGCGGUGCGCGCUCAGACCACCAUGGCCAGCGUCGGCGACGACGCGCCGCUGCUCGGCGGCGGCGGGAAGGCGGCCGUGUGGCGCGAGCGCUGCCCCGGGUGCAGGCAGCAGAGGAGGGUGCAGGCCAGUGACGGGAUCCCUUACGCGGACUUCCUCUACGUCUGGAUCGCCUGCCUCUGCGCCUCUCUGCCGGUCCAGUCAUUGUUUCCUUAUGUAUACUUCAUGAUCAGGGACUUGAAGGUGGCAAAAGAAGAGCAAGACAUUGGAUUCUAUGCUGGUUUUGUUGGGGCUACCUAUUUCCUCGGAAGAACCAUCAGUGCCGUGCCAUGGGGCAUGUUUGCCGACAAGUAUGGAAGGAAGCCAUGCAUCGUGAUCAGCAUCCUCUCAGUGAUUGUGUUCAACACACUUUUUGGACUUAGCACAACUUACUGGAUGGCAAUUGUAACUAGAGGACUACUUGGGUUGCUAUGUGGCAUACUAGGACCCAUCAAGGCUUAUGCUUCAGAAGUCUGCAGGAAAGAACACCAAGCCCUGGGAAUAUCUCUUGUUACAUCUUCACGAGCGAUAGCUCUUGUUAUUGGGCCAGCUCUUGGCGGCUUUCUUGCACAGCCUGCACAAAAGUACCCAAAUCUUUUCUCCGAAGAGUCCAUAUUUGGGAGGUUUCCAUACUUUCUUCCUUGUUUCAUAAUAUCAUUGCUAGCAGCAGGAUCAUGUAUCGCAUGCAUUUGGCUUCCGGAAACGCUACACUUUCAUGAUGAUGACAAAGUAGAAGUUUUUGAAGAACUGGAGGCACAAGUUGGUGGCUCCGAAUCUACAACAAAUCUGCUAAAGAAUUGGCAACUGAUGUCAGCAAUGAUCCUCUACUGUAUCUUUUCUCUGCAUGACACAGCUUAUAUGGAGAUAUUUUCACUCUGGGCUGUGAGCAGUACAAAAUUCCGGGGCCUUAGCCUCACAUCCCAGGAUGUCGGUACUGUGCUAUCCUUCUCAGGUUUUGGAGUACUCGUAUACCAACUUGCUAUUUAUCCUUCCCUUGCAAAGUAUUUCGGACCAAUCAAGACAUUUCGGCCUGCGGCGAUCCUGUCGAUCAUUCUCCUCGCUACGUAUCCCUUCAUGGCCAAUCUACAUGGCCUGGAGCUCAAAAUACUUAUCAACAUGGCAUCAGUUUUGAAGAACAUGUUUGCUGCUACUAUUACUACCACGUGCAACAUUCUACAGAACACUGCAGUGACACAAGAGCAGAGAGGUGUUGCAAAUGGCAUCUCUGUUACUCUAAUGUCAAUGUUCAAAGCUGUAGCUCCAGCAGCAGCAGGAAUUCUGUUCUCAUGGGCUCAGAAGCACAUAAGCGGACUGUUCUUACCAGGAGAUCAGAUCUUGUUUCUAUUGCUAAACAUGGUGUCGGUGAUUGGUCUGGUGCUGACGUUCAAGCCAUUUUUCUCCCUACCAAAUUCAAUGAGGCAUUCAUAAUUUGUAUAUAUGAAGUUUCUUCUUAAUAUAAUGAUGCGCAAUCUCCUAUAGGUUCGAGAGAGAAAAAAAUAUAUAUCAGGGACACUGUUUGGGUUUUGAACGGCAAGAGUUCAUGUAUUGUGUUGGUCCAUACUUUUCGCCUUAUGAUGAAUUAAGUCGUUAUAUAUAAAGGGUUCUCUGAGUUUAUGCUUCAA
Messenger RNA from Zea mays, 2937 nucleotides. Its product is annotated as protein ZINC INDUCED FACILITATOR-LIKE 1. Gene Ontology annotation, biological process: transmembrane transport. Gene Ontology annotation, molecular function: transmembrane transporter activity. The record is from RefSeq and is a predicted model, not a curated record. The coding region runs from base 1301 to 2743 and encodes 480 amino acids. NCBI's taxonomy places the organism in Eukaryota, Viridiplantae, Streptophyta, Magnoliopsida, Poales, Poaceae. The transcript has 17 exons.